Molecule: messenger RNA, 1635 nt
Organism: Carassius gibelio (silver crucian carp)
Lineage: Eukaryota; Metazoa; Chordata; Actinopteri; Cypriniformes; Cyprinidae
Product: fibroblast growth factor 5-like
Exons: 3
Coding region: 958-1635 (225 amino acids)
Biological process (GO): positive regulation of protein phosphorylation; fibroblast growth factor receptor signaling pathway; positive regulation of cell population proliferation
Cellular component (GO): cytoplasm
Molecular function (GO): fibroblast growth factor receptor binding; growth factor activity
Source: RefSeq, a predicted model, not a curated record
GUGACGCUCUUUACUCUGAUUAAUUUAUUUAGAAAUACAGAGCUUAUUAAAAAAAUAAAAUUUGUAUAAAAAGACUUGAACACACCUUUCAUGAUUAACAUGUUUCCAGUAGUCUAUUAAAAGUAAUUUAGAUGUGUUAUGUGGGGAUUAAAGUAAAAUACAUCUAGGCGGUAUGUGCAAAACAUUAUUAUAUUUUAUCAUAAAAAUUGCUAAAUCAUUUAUUAAUCAUAAAAAAGCAGUGAAGAGAUUUUGCUAUAGGCCUAUAAGGUUUGUAGAUUGUAGGACAUACAAACCUCCAUUUGUAAAUCUCGGUGGAAAAUAUGUGGAAGCUUGUUUGAGAAAAAAGAAGAAGAAGAAGAAAGUAAAAUCACGCACACUUUGAAAAGUAUUCCGUACUUUAAACUUUAUCAUGGUUAGACCACUUGACAUUAAAUAAAAAAAUUUUCUGGAGCUAUACUGAUAUAGGCUAAACGUUUUCCAAAACGACAAAUACAUUUUAAAAACAUCACUACAAAUCUAACAUUUCUAAGAAGUUGCCACAUGUGUUUUUAACAAGUUUCCUAAAAUAUGUAUUUUUUAUUACCUCCAACAUCACUUAUUGUCACUGACCCAUGUUUUAAAGUACAAAUAUAUAACCGCACGUUCCUGCUCCUGUCAAAGACGCGCUGUUUGGAGCUUCAGUAGCCUACAUCUCCAACGAUAUAUAGAUCUCAGGACGGUUUGAAUGUUUCGUCCGAUAUAAAUUGGGGAUGAGAGAGAGCAUCCUGCACAUCUCAGGCACGCAUCAAGCAGUGAGAUCAUUUGUGUUAUAAAUAUCUCUUUGCCAGCAGAUCUGCUCCAGCUCCUGCAGCCGAGGGUAAUGCCCACCAGAGAAACAGCGAGUUACCUCAGAGCGCUGGAACAGCAGCAAAAUGCUGGAAGUGGCCAAGCACGCACAAAGACAGCUCUCUGGAAAGAAUGCACGUUGCUCUCCUGCUUUUACUCCUCUUUCAGUUGCCUCGCUCUGCACUGCUCACGGGAUUUGAACGCGCGUAUUUGGAGCACCAACUUGUCGAGGAAGGGCGCGUAUCAGGGCGCAGGACUGGAAGACUGUAUUGUAGAGUUGGAAUAGGUUUCCACCUUCAGAUUUACCCGGAUGGAAGAGUCAACGGGAGUCACGAACCUAAUCCGUUAAGUGUGCUGGAGCUGUUUGCUGUGUCUCAGGGUGUCAUAGGGAUCCGAGGGGCUUUUAGCAAACGAUUUCUAGCCAUGAACAAGAGGGGAAGGCUUCAUGCAACUGAGAGCUUUACAGAUGACUGUAAGUUCAGGGAGCGGUUUCAGGAGAACAGCUACAACACAUACGCCUCAGUGAUCCACAAGAACCAUCGCAACGGCAAAGAGUGGUUUGUGGCACUUAACAAAAGAGGAAAAGCAAAAAUGGGGUCCAGUCCAAGAGUAAAGUCACAACACGCGUCUACACAUUUUCUGCCAAGGAUGAACCUACAUGAAAAAACUCAACAAGGAUUCACAAUAACAGACAAAGGGCAGGAAAAACAUCCACAUCCAUCAACACCCUCUAUACUGAAAAUAGCAGUCAACUCUGGAAAGAAGAAUCGACCAGUAGUCAAAUACUGGCCGAAGUUUCGGUUUGGAUAA